AUGGAAAAACGUCGUCCAUUUUACGUCCGCUGGCUCUCGGAACUCAAGGAUCGCUGCCAAAAUGGGCUUACUAUCGCCAAUGUUUACGAACAGAAUAUGAAAAUCACGGUAACCGGGGAUUUGAAAAUUUUUUCGCACCGUGCAUUUCAAACUUUGUAGUAUUUUUUGCGUUGCACAGUGCAGUCCAAAAUUUACACAAUUUUUUGCCUUGCACCGUGCAGUUCGAAAAUCAUAGUUCGUUUCUGCAUAGUGCGAUCCAAUUUUUACGCUAACAUAUUUAUUCUGCACCGUGCAGCUUAAUAUUUGCAGUAUUUUAAAUAUUGCACAGUGCAGUCCAAAGUUUGCAUUAUUUUUUGCCUUGCACAGUGCAGUCCAAAAAUCGUUUUUUUCCGCACAGUGCAAUCCAGUUUUUUGAGCGACAUUCAUUAUGCACCGUGCAGUGCUAAAUUUCCGUUAUUUUUUGUCUUGCACAGUGCAGUCAAAAAUUUACCCCAUUUUUUACCUUGCACCGUGCAGCCAAAAAUUUGCACUAUUUUUUGCCUUGCACAGUGCAGUCCAAAAUUUGCACUAUUUUUUGCCUUGCACCGUGCAGUCAAAAAUUUACCCCAUUUUUUACCUUGCACCGUGCAGCCAAAAAUUUGCACUAUUUUUUUCCUUGCACAGUGCAGUCCAAAAUUUGCACUAUUUUUUGCCUUGCACCGUGCAGUCCAAAAUUUGCACUAUUUUUUGUCUUGCACAGUGCAGUCUAAAAUUUACCCAAUUUUUUAUCUCGCACCGUGCAGCUAAAAAUUUGCACUACUUUUUGCCUUGCACCGUGCAGUCCAAAAUUUGCACUAUUUUUUGCCUUGCACAGUGCAGUCAAAAAUUCAUUGGGUUUUUUUCGCACAGUGCAAUCCAAUUUUUCGACUAACAUUCAUUCUGCACCGUGCAGCACGAAAAUUAUCCUAUUUUUUACCUUGCACCGUGCACUUCAAAAUUUGCCCUAUUUUUGGUUCCGCACAGUGCAAAAAAAAAUUUUUUUUAAUCUUUAUUAUUUUUAGAGUAAAUUCCUCCCACCACCUCUAAUGGUCCCAUUAGAGCUUAUUUUUGGCUACUUUGCUUUUCACGCAAUGAUAUUUUUGGCUCUGAUUUCUCCAAUCGCCGGUUCAAUCAAAGGAAUUUUUGGCAGAAAAGGUCUUCAGCUGUCGAAACACUUGGCCAAAAUGAGAACUGAAGUGAGAUUUUCUCUUUUUCUCACCUGUAUUUGCCUUGACUAGCCGUAUUUCGCAACAAGUGAUCGGUUUUUUGCAAUAAUUUACCUUGUUUUAGAUAUCUCUUGGUUUGCUCGCCAUUACCGCUGCUUUCCAUUGGUUGUGCGUUCCGGCUUGGAUGAAUUGGGGUGUGUGGCUUCGUCCUGCGAUCAAUAUUCGACCUCAAAUUGUAAGUUUGUGAUUUUUUAAAUGUUUUUGUAGUGAGGGGUAGACUUGACACAUUUUGUGUCAAGUGUUGCUUUCGGUAGAAUCAAAAGGUCUGAUGAAUCUUGAAGGCAAAAAAUAACGUAUUUUACAAAAAAAUUAGCAACAUAGUAAAAUUUUGAAAUUUUGGGUCAACUGUUUCUCUAAGGAUUGGACUGUUGAAAUUAUAGAUACACUUUGUGUCAACUGUUGCUUUCGGUAGAACCAAAAGCUCUGAUGAAUCAUAAAAGUAUGUACAUUGUAUUUUACGAAAAAAUUGAACAACAAUGUAACGUUUUGAAAUUUUGGGUCAACUGUUCCCCUGAGGAUUGGACUGUUAAAAUUAUUGUAAAAUACGUUGGUUGGAGCCAUUAUAGUGCUAUCUACUUUUCAUUCAGCUUUUUCGAACCAGAGGAACACUUGACCCAACUUUGGGUCAAGUCUUCCCCUCAAAGGAAAAUUUUAAGUUUUUGAAAAAAUUUCGAUUUAAAAUUAAAACUCAUGCAAUUUCAGACUCUAGUUCACCGUUGCAAGUCCGAACCCUGCCUUGGAUCAGCCGAAAAAAUCGAAAAUUCGGAGGCCCCAAGCAAAAGACGCUCAUUUUCGGCGAAUUUUGAGUCAAAUUACGACUUCGGAAUGAACCUCAGAUUCAAAAAUCCCGUCCUGGACAACCUCUUCGACCCCAUGGAUACGGUAACAACCGGUCUGGACGCAAUCGGCGGAUUGGGAGAGCCGAAUCAAGUGAAAUCUGAGGAGUCGGUGUAUGCGUCGGCCAGAUCGACCAGAUGGAGCAAAGAAAUGGUGGAAAAUGGCGAAGAUUCGAUGAUUUGA
Bursaphelenchus xylophilus (pine wood nematode) is the source of this 2264-nucleotide messenger RNA. The record is from the annotation of a GenBank genome assembly. Lineage: Eukaryota; Metazoa; Nematoda; Chromadorea; Rhabditida; Aphelenchoididae.